Molecule: messenger RNA, 2517 nt
Organism: Varanus komodoensis (Komodo dragon)
Lineage: Eukaryota; Metazoa; Chordata; Lepidosauria; Squamata; Varanidae
Gene: NCOA5
Product: nuclear receptor coactivator 5
Exons: 9
Coding region: 131-1909 (592 amino acids)
Biological process (GO): regulation of signal transduction
Cellular component (GO): nucleoplasm
Source: RefSeq, a predicted model, not a curated record
GCAGCCUGCCUGUGAGGGAGGCCGUCGCCCGCGGUCGGCGCCCUUUGUCGCCGCCGCCGCCGCCGCCGCCGCCGCCGCCUCGGGGAUCAAGCCGCGCCGCGAUAUUAAUAAAGCCACGGAAAGAAGAAAUAUGAAUAAGUCUUCUUCAAGGUCCAGCCCAGCUCGAAGAGAGCAGCUGCCGUAUGGCGAGAGAGACGCCCGGCGUGAUCGCUCUCCUAACCAGGGAAGUCCACGGAGAGAGACGAGGGAUGGCAGGAACGGCAGAGAUUCCAGAGAUGCUCGGGACCUUCGGGUGAGAGAUGUGCGGGCUGCUCGGGACCACCGGGAUCCCAGAGACUUCCGAGACACCCGGGACCUGAGGGACCCCCGGGAUUUGCGGGACCCCCGGGAACCGCUCUACGAGCGCUACAAGGAGACCCGAGAAACUUCCUACAGGCGAGAGGAGGGCUAUGACCGCUACGUGCGCUCCGACGACUAUUACCGAAGGCGGGAUGAGUCGUACUACGACCGUUACCGAGAUUCCUUGGAUAGUAGGCCCAGCCUGAGCACUGAAGAGCGGAUGAAGCGUGAGGAGCGGCGCCGGGAGGAGCUGUACCGCCAGUACUUCGAGGACAUCAAGAGGCGCAUCGACUCGGAGCGCCCUGUGGACUGCUCCGUGAUCGUGGUCCACAAGCAGGCCAAGCAGGACGGCCCGGGAGCGAAGCAGGACGGAGGGCGUGGAGGCGCACAGUCCACCUGGCUCAUGGCGAGAGGCAGAGAGGCGCUACGGGAGUACGCGGAGUCGGUGGGGCGGAAGGUGCGUGAUCUCGGCAUGAUGGUGGACCUGAUCUUUCUCAAUUCGGAGAUGUCUUUGCAGCAGGCGCUGGACGACGUGAGCCAGGGGGGGUCCGCCUUUGCCAUCGUCAUCACCCAGCAGCACCAAGUGCACCACUCCUGCACGGUCAACAUCAUGUUUGGGACCCCUCAAGAGCACCGCAACAUGCCGCAGGCAGAUGCCAUGGUGCUGGUGGCGAAGAACUACGAGCGCUACAAGACGGAGGUCCGGGAGAAGGAGCGCGACGAGAUCGCCCGGCAGGCCGCCAAGAUGGCCGACGAGACCAUCCUGCAGGAGCGGGAGCGCCCCCCACCCGCCGAGGAGGGCGGGCUCCGCGGGGGCCACCCUCCCGCCAUCCAGGCACUCUUGAACUUGCUGGCGGACAAUCGCUACCUUACCGCCGAGGAGACAGACAAGAUCAUCAACUACCUGAGGGAGCGCAAAGAGCGGCAGUUGCGCGGCAGUGCCGACUCGCUGCCCGCUUCGCUUCCCAGGCAGGCCCUCGGAGCACCGUCGGGGUCCUCACUGGCCAGCCUGCCCAGCGCCCAGGCGCACCAGAGCACCCAGGCGCUGCCGGCCUCUGCCUCGGCCGCGGCCGCCUCCAGUCCCCAGCAGGAGCUGCAGGCCAAGAUACUCAGCCUUUUCAACAGUGGAGCCGCCGCCGCCGCAGUGGCCGCGGUCGCCAACAGCGGCUCGGCCGUGGGAGGAUCGCAGACCGCUGGCUUCGGCACGGGGCCCAGCGGGACGCAGAGCCGCACCGCGGGGCUGCCUCCCUCCCAGCAGCGGGCCCAGGGCCAGGGGGCGCAGUUCCCGAGCCACGCCGGCUCCGCCCGGGGCCCGGGCCCGCGGGCCUCUGCCCCACAGCCCUCUCAGUCGCUGUACCCGAGCCGCCCCGCCGCCCCGAGCGGCACGGCCACCUCGAGGCAGGCCUCCUCCUCGGGGAUCAACUUCGACAACCCCAGCGUGCAGAAGGCGCUGGACACCCUGAUCCAGAGCGGCCCGGCCCUCUCGCACCUGGUGAGCCAGACCGUGGGCCAGGCCCGGGCAGUGCCCCCCGCCCAGCAGCCCCUGGGCUCCUACCAGCGCCACUACUAGGGCCGGGCAGCCCCCCCGCCCCCCCCGCCCAUUCCAGCUCCCCGUGGGUUUCUGUUCCUUUGCCUUGUGUUCAAGGAGGCUGCUGCUGCGAAGCCUCUGGUGCCGAAGGCGCCCGCCCCCCCUCCCCGCCCAGGCUGCCCCGAGGAGGAGGAGCGGCUCUCGGCCAGGCCCCAGCCCAGGGCGCUCGGAGCCGGCCAGAGUGCCACGGGCAGACGUCCCUGCGUGCCGGCGAGACCCUUGCCAGGCCCUCCGGCCCAGGGGCCUCACUGGGGAGCUCACAGGCUCCCGCUGCUGCCGCAGCUGCUUCCUGAAUGCCACUGCGGUUUGGCAGGGCACCUUCCUCGUUCCCCGGAGCAGCAGGGGGUGCCCUCUGUGUUGCCCGUGGACGUGUUCGGUGCUGCCGCCGCUCUCUUGGUUGACGGCGUCUUACCAGCCCUCUGGGGCACUGGUCGCCUCUUCCUUUGCAGACAGGGGCCCAUGCAGAGGCUCUCUCGGGGGGAGCGCCACUCCUGGAGCUGUAGAUGUUCUGUUCAAUGGUUUUGUCAUGUAGAUACCUCUGUACUGUUAACACAACUUUUUAAGGAAAAAAAUAUAUUGAAAAACCAGAA